AUGCGACCGAUUCUACCCAAACUCAAUAUUGACGCACGCCCAACGGCACUAGGCAGCACGCUACCACCACAGGAUCGCCAACAGAAUAAGAACGAUGAGAUCGACCGCGGCGGCGCUGAAUUCUUUUCCUUCUCCGAAUUACUCGGCGCCUCCACACCAAGCAGCGACGUCAGUGAAUCUCAAUCACAACCCUCAUUGUCCGGCGGUUCGUCGUCCAUUCCCGACACCACUUCCAACAGUACGGGGGCGUUCAAUACCUCCGAGGGAGGGCCGCUCUCCGAGUACUACGACCAUUCGUUUUCCAUUUACGAAGCGAUCCCUUCCUCGCACCUUCCGCACUUCUCGGACUCGAUCACCCCCGGGACGCCAACCUAUGAAUCCAACGAGGAGAUGUUUUCGCCGCAACAGACGACCCCGGGCACGCCAGGCGGGAUCAUUAGAACCCCCUCGCAGAGACGAUUAAGUCAAGCGCCGCGGCCGAAAACGCUGAGCGAGUUGCAGGAUAUCCCGAACGCCAGAUAUCUGCAACACAUCUCGCCGCAGACCAUGACGGUAAACUUGAUAGUGGGCAUCAUCUCGAUCGCGCCGCCAAGGACGGUCAUCACGGGAGCGAAAUACGGCAGACCGAAGGAUGUGGACCUGGUAGAGAUGAUUGUGGGUGACGACACGAAAUCCGGGUUUCCCAUCUCCAUGUGGUUACCAAAAGAAAUGCGGGUGAACUGGAAAGACGGAGCCAACGCGAACCCCGAAGGCAGUCGAAGUGUGCUACGUCGAGGUUUGCGGUUUAUGAAACCGCGCGACGUGGUGUUGCUCCAGAACGUGGCGCUCAGCUCCUUCCGAGGGAAAGUGCACGGCCAGAGUUUGAAGGGCGACGUCACCAAGAUUGAUCUGCUAUUUCGGAAGAAAGUGGACGACGACGAUCUGAGUGGAAUCUACUCAGUGAGUAACCUGCGUACGGCCAACGUGGGCAAGGACCCGCAGGUGCUGAAGGUGAAGAAAGUGAGGGAUUGGCUGGUGGAGUUUGUGGGUGAGCGAGAGGGAGCUGUGGGGGGUGGUGGCGGUGGACUAGCCCUUCCGGGAGGGAGGAGAGGGAGGAAGAACAAGGCUGGAUACGGCUAUGCAUUUUUACCUGAUGAUACCCAAUGA
Cladophialophora psammophila CBS 110553 is the source of this 1146-nucleotide messenger RNA. RefSeq lists its product as uncharacterized. Bases 1 to 1146 code for a protein of 381 amino acids. The record is from RefSeq and is a predicted model, not a curated record. The transcript has a single exon. NCBI's taxonomy places the organism in Eukaryota, Fungi, Ascomycota, Eurotiomycetes, Chaetothyriales, Herpotrichiellaceae.